AUGGCACGACUAAACACUACAAGCAACCGGACCCAAGGCGAGCCUCGCCAGAGGACAGGGCUAAAAGAACCAUCGGUCCACCAGCAAGGCAGCUUCGGUACAGAAAAGCUUGUCAAAGACCGAUCCUCCAAAGGUCCAUCACACAAGAAGAAGAAGAGUUCUGGGGCAUUUUUCGACAUCUUCCCAGACACCGAACAGACACACGACCAAGACGAUGGAGACGAUGGAGACCCAACCUCUUCAUCGCUACCGUCAAGGAAACAAAAGACUACGCGGACCCUCAAAGCUGCACCUGUCAAUUCCCUCCUUCUACCCCUUCAACGCAGACGACGACAAAGACCCAACACCAAAGCAGGGACAGAUGACUAUGACAAGGAAAAUGAUCUCACAGAGGACACAAUGGACUCAUACUCAGUCGACCCCUCACCCCAGCCGUCUCCAAGACGUUUCGAACAGACCCCGGAGAGAAGCCGAUUACAAGAUCGGCCUAGGAGCCGCAUGAGUCCCGAGAGCCGUGGGAGCGAGCGGGAAGACAGCGACGCAGAUACCAGCUUCAACUCACUAGACGACUUCAUUGUUAGUGACAAUGACGAGAUCAGCUAUCAGGAGACAUCUGGAUCUGACUCGGAAGAUCCCAAGAUCAGAAGCCCUUCACCAGCGGGUGACCGGGACCUGGGCUUGGGGUCUAAUGGGGAUGAGAAAAGCUCCUCAAGCUCUGUCAGCAACCCAAGACAGGUGUCUCAGGACGACAUUCAGCUUCUCACAAAGCUCAAUAAAAUUGCUCUAGAAGACAAUCCAGAAGGCUUGGAAGGUCAAGAUGAUACAAGUUCUGGGCUAGAGACAACUCGUUCCACGUCGGUUACCGAGCUAGAUUCUCCUACAACAUUCCAGCCCGCAAGGAAGGAUGAGCAGACACCACCCUCAAGCCCUUCACCAAGCGGUCGCCUCAGGUCCCCCAAGAAAGAAAAAAGCCGGAUUCCGCCAACACCCCACCGCGAGAGUAUGGAUGCUUUCUGGAGUCAAGAAGAAACCAACAACUGGAAUGACAAGCACUCGCCUCAGAAGCCCAAAUCGGACAGAUUAAUGCUAGCGCUCUUGCAAGAGUUUGAUAACUCAGACGAUGAAGGAAGUAGCCAAGAUUCCGGCUCGGGGCUUGAACCUAUCCCUAAAUCGCCUGUCAAAUCCACCGAGCCUAAGACGCCCAGUAAGACUGCCCUCAAGAAGGCCGAAGCUGAAGCCAAGCGCGCCGAAAAAGCGCUCCGUCAGGAGUUCGACAACAAGAAAGAAGCGCUCGCAAAAUCUUUCCUCCAUGACCUGGAUGUCGCGGUGACUGGAGGGAAAAUCAUCCAGCUCGCUGAAGAAACUGGUGGAGUCGAGAUCGUCUGGUCCAAGACACUCCAGAAGACAGCAGGCCGGGCUACAUGGAGAGCUUCGCAGCGCCAGGGUAACCUACCAUUGCAUUACGCCAAAAUCGAGCUCGCAGAUCGCAUCCUGGUCGACGAGUACCGACUUACCAAUACUCUCGCCCACGAAUACUGUCACUUGGCCAACUACAUGAUCUCAAAGGUUGUCGACCAGCCUCAUGGCCCCAGCUUCAAGGCCUGGGGUCAAAAAUGUGCCACUGCCAUGAAGGACCACCCUGAAUACGGCGGCAAGAUCCAUGUCACAACAAAACACAGUUACAAGAUUGACUACAAGUACGUAUGGGCUUGUGUCAACUGUGGCUGUCAGUUUGGUCGUCAUUCGAAGAGCCUCGAUACAACUCGGUUUUCUUGCGGCACUUGCAAGGGGAAACUGGAGCAAAUUAAGCCCAAGCCACGAAACGUGUCACCCAAGAAGAGUGGCGCUAUCCCUCCUAACUUCCAGAAGAAAUCGAUGGAGUACGUGAAGCUCAGUUUAGAUGAGCUGAAGUUAUGA
Messenger RNA from Penicillium chermesinum, 1917 nucleotides. RefSeq names its product SprT family zinc-dependent metalloprotease. Gene Ontology annotation, cellular component: nucleus. The record is from RefSeq and is a predicted model, not a curated record. The coding region runs from base 1 to 1917 and encodes 638 amino acids. Lineage: Eukaryota; Fungi; Ascomycota; Eurotiomycetes; Eurotiales; Aspergillaceae. The transcript has 3 exons.